UUAGUUGGUCGUGCUGACGUGCAGCGCGGCCCAGGCGGGGUGCGAGUGGCGCAGUCGGAGCCUGCUGCGGCCCCUGAGGAAGCGAGGAGGCGUCGGUGUCUGCUGAGGCGGGCGGACCAGCGAGGCAAGGCGGUGGCUCCACGCCCCGAGGGAUUCGGGAGCUCGAGUACCGGCAGCGGCGGCACCUCUCCCCCUCGGAGGCGGCGGGCGGAGGCGGCGGCGGGAGCGGUGGUGCCCCCCUCCCCGGCCACGGGGCCAUGUACAACGGGAUCGGGCUGCCGACGCCCCGGGGCAGCGGCACCAACGGCUACGUCCAGCGCAACCUGUCCCUGGUGCGGGGCCGCCGGGGUGAGCGGCCUGACUACAAGGGAGAGGAGGAACUGCGGCGCCUGGAGGCUGCCCUGGUGAAGCGGCCUAAUCCUGACAUCCUGGACCACGAGCGCAAGCGGCGCGUGGAGCUGCGAUGCCUCGAGCUGGAGGAGAUGAUGGAAGAGCAGGGGUACGAGGAACAGCAAAUUCAGGAAAAAGUGGCGACCUUUCGACUCAUGUUGCUGGAGAAGGAUGUGAACCCUGGGGGCAAGGAGGAGACCCCAGGGCAGAGGCCAGUAGUAACUGAGACUCACCAGUUGGCAGAAUUGAAUGAAAAGAAGAAUGAGCGACUUCGUGCUGCCUUUGGCAUCAGUGAUUCCUAUGUGGAUGGCAGCUCUUUUGAUCCUCAACGUCGUGCUCGAGAAGCUAAACAACCAGCUCCCGAGCCUCCCAAACCUUACAGCCUUGUUCGUGAGUCCAGCAGUUCUCGUUCACCAACCCCAAAGCAAAAGAAAAAGAAAAAGAAGAAAGAUAGAGGGCGCAGGUCAGAGAGCAGCUCUCCUCGACGAGAGAGGAAGAAGAGCUCUAAGAAGAAGAAGCACAGGUCAGAAUCUGAAUCCAAGAAACGGAAGCAUAGGUCUCCCACUCCAAAGAGCAAACGUAAAUCUAAGGACAAAAAGCGGAAGCGGUCACGAAGUACAACACCAGCUCCCAAGAGCCGCCGGGCCCCUCGUUCAACUUCUGCUGACUCUGCUUCUUCUUCUGAUACGUCUCGCAGUCGGUCUCGAAGUGCUGCAGCAAAAACUCAUGCAACAGCCUUGACUGGGCAAAGUCCUUCCCCUGCUUCAGGGCGUCGAGGGGAGGGAGAUGCAUCUUCCAGGGAACCAGGCACCACCAACACAGGGCAGCCUAGCAACCUCGAACCUUCUACAAAGCAGCCUAGCAGCCCUUAUGAAGACAAAGAUAAGAAAGAGAAAUCUGCAGUUCAACCUAGUCCCUCUCCGGAAAGGAGCAGCACAGGCCCAGAACCACCUGCUCCCGCCCUGCUCCUUGCUGAGCAACAUGGCAGCUCCCCGCAACCUCUUGCAACAACCCCCUUAAGUCAGGAGCCAGUGAAACCCCCAUCUGAGGCAUCCCCAACACGGGGCCACUCACUGCCUAAGUCUCCUGAGAAACUUCCCCAGUCAUCUUCUGAGAGCUGUCCACCAUCCCCUCAACCGACCAAACUUUCUCGGCAUGCCAGCUCUUCCCCUGAAAGUCCUAAGCCCACACCAGCUCCUGGGUCCCGCCGAGAAAUUUCUUCCUCUCCCGCAUCCAAGAGUCGUUCACAUGGUCGAGUAAAGCGGGAUAAGUCACAUUCUCAUACUCCUUCUCGUAGGGUGGGGAGGUCCCGAAGCCCUGCCACCACUAAGAGGGGGCGGUCUCGGUCUCGAACCCCCACCAAGAGAGGCCAUUCUCGGUCCCCUCAGUGGCGUAGGUCCAGGUCUGCACAGAGGUGGGGACGAUCUAGAAGCCCCCAGCGACGUGGCCGUUCUAGGUCUCCUCAGCGACCAGGCUGGUCCAGGAGCAGAAAUACCCAGAGAAGAGGCAGGUCUAGAUCAGCAAGGCGAGGCAGGUCACACUCUAGAUCGCCAGCCACUAGGGGCAGGUCUCGUUCUAGAACUCCAGCUAGGCGGGGCAGGUCUCGUUCUAGAACUCCAGCCAGGCGGAGAUCACGAUCCAGAACACCUACUAGGCGUAGAUCUCGGUCCAGAACACCAGCCCGGAGGGGUAGGUCUCGCUCCAGAACACCUGCUAGGCGCAGAUCUAGGACCCGAUCACCAGUACGACGGAGGUCUCGUAGUAGAUCGCCAGCCAGGAGAAGUGGCAGGUCACGCUCUAGAACCCCAGCCCGGCGUGGUUGGUCACGCUCUAGAACCCCAGCUAGACGAAGUGGUCGGUCACGCUCCAGAACCCCAGCUAGACGAAGUGGUCGGUCACGCUCCAGAACUCCAGCUAGGAGAGCAAGAUCUCGGUCUAGGAGUCCAGCGAGAAGAGGAAGAUCCCGGAGUAGAAGUCUAGUUAGACGGGGAAGGUCUCAUUCUAGAACACCUCAAAGAAGAGGCAGGUCUGGUUCAUCUUCAGAGCGGAAGAACAAAUCCAGAACAUCACAGAGAAGGAGCAGGUCCAACUCAAGCCCAGAAAUGAAAAAAUCCCAUGUUUCUUCGAGGCGGAGCAGGUCUGGCUCUUCGCCACGGUCCAAAGCAAAAUCUCACUUGUCCUUGAGACGAAGUCUUUCAGGGUCCUCUCCAUGCCCUAAACAAAAGUCUCAGAGCCCGCCAGUGCGCAGUCGCUCUGGAUCAUCUCAGCCUAAAGCUAAAUCUAGAACACCACCAAGGCGAAGUCGCUCUGGUUCUUCACCCUCUAAUCAGAAAUCUAAAACACCAUCCAGACAGAGUCAUUCCAGUUCAUCUCCUCAACCUAAAGUGAAAUCUGGAACGCCACCAAGGCAAGGGUGUGUAACAAGUCCGCAGGCAGAUGAACAAUCUGCAACACCACAAAGACAGAGCCGUUCAGAAUCAUCACCUGACCCUGAGGUAAAAUCUAGGACCCCUUCAAGACAUAGCUGUUCUGGGUCUUCUCCUCCAAGAGUGAAAUCUAACACACCUCCCAGACAGAGCCUGUCUGGGUCGUCAUCUCCACAACCCAAAGUAAAGGCAAUAACAUCACCAGCCCAAAGCCAUUCUCGCUCCUCUUCUCCAAGUCCUAGUAGGGUGAUGUCUAAAACACCGCCAAGGCAAAGCAGAUCAGAGUCUCCCUGUUCCAAGGUAGAAUCUAGAUUGGUGCAAAGACACAGUCAAUCUAGGUCCUCCUCACCAGAUACCAAAGUGAAACCUGGAACACCACCAAGACGAAGUUACUCAGAGUCUCCUUCACCGUGCCCCAAAGCAAAGCCCCAAACUCCAUCAGGGCACAGUCUUUCUGGAUCAAGGUCACCAUGUUCCCAAGAGAACCCUAAAGACUCAGCAGUACAGAGUUGCUCUGGAUCCUCCCUCUGCCCAGUAGUAAAGCCUAGCCCACCUCCAGGAGAGAGCUAUUUCGACUCAUCUCUAAAGCAGAAAGGACAAUCUCAAGCUUCACCAGACCCCAGAUCUGAUACUUCAAGUCCAGAAAUAAGACAGAGUCACUCUGAAUCUCCAUCUCUGCAGAGCAAGUCUCAAACAUCUAAGACUGGCCAGUCUAGGUCCUCAUCUCCAGUUGCUGAAGUAGCACCCAGUUCUCCAGCAAAACAAGAUGAAAACAAAUUGUCAAGUCCUAGGCUGAAAUCUGGAAUGUCUCCUGAGCAGAGCAGGGGCCAUUCAGACUUUUCUCUGUAUCCUGCAGUGGACUCUAAAUCUGUUCCUGGGCCGAGUAGAUUGGAACUUUCUCCUGAAUCAAAAGAGAAAAUGGGUUUACUCCUUCAGGAGGAUGUUGCUGCAUCAUCUCCUAGACUGAGAAACAAAUUGAGUCCUCUAGUUCAGGAUAGGCCUGAAUUCUCACCAGUACUCAAAGAGACAGCUAGAACCUCAUCAGGAGAAAGAGGUAGUGUUGGGUCAUCUCCAGAUAGAAAAGACCGAAGCAGUGUGUUAGCUAAGCCAAGCCAUGAUGAAGAAUUAAUGGAGUUAGAGAAAACAGAAGAGUCUUCAAACCAGGUUCUACCCCAUUUGUCUCCAGAACUUAAAGAAAUGGCUGGAAGUAAUUUUGAAUCAUCUCUUGAAAUAGAAGAAAGUCCUACUGUGUCUGCAACUCAUGACCAAAGCCAGUCACAGGCUUCUUUGGAAGCAGACAUCCCUGCAGUGGCCUCAACGUGGAGUGGGCCACAUUUUUCUCCAGAUCAUAAAGAACUGUCUAACUCCCCUUCCAGGGAAGACAGGUUUGGAUCACCUUUAGAAUUUAGAAAUUCAGGCUCUGUUGCGGAAGUGAAUACUGGGUUUUCUCCUGAGGUCAAAGAUUUGAAUGGCCCUUUUCCUAAUCAGUUGGAAACAGAUCCAUUUCCAGACAUGAAAGAACAAUCAAGAAGGUCCUCCAGACGCAGCAGUUCUGAAUUAUCCCCAGAUGCAGUGGGAAAAGUAGGACUGUCUUCAAAUCAAAGUGUCUCUUCACCAGUUCUUGAUGCUGUCCCCAGAACACCCUCGAGAGAAAGAAGCAGUUCUGCUUCUCCUGAACUGAAGGAUGGUUUACCCAGAACUCCUUCAAGGAGAAGCAGGUCUGGGUCUUCCCCAGGACUUCGAGAUGGUUCUGGGACUCCCUCAAGGCACAGCUUAUCCGGGUCUUCUCCUGGAAUGAAAGAUAUACCUAGAACACCGUCCAGGGGGAGAAGUGAAUGUGAUUCUUCUCCAGAACCAAAAGCUUUGCCCCAGACUCCUAGGCCAAGGAGUCGUUCUCUAUCAUCCCCAGAGCUCAACAAGUGUCUUACCCACCAGAGAGAAAGAAGUGGGUCAGAAUCAUCAAUUGAACAGAAGACUGUAGCUAGGACGCCUCUUGGGCAGAGAAGUCCAUCUGGAUCUUCUCAAGAACUUGAUGGGAAACCCAGUACAUCCCCUCAGGAAAGAAGUGAGUCAGACUCUUCUCCUGAUUCUAAAGCUAAUACACGAAUGCCACUUAGACAGGGGAGUCGCUCUGGAUCAUCUCCAGAGGUGGACAGCAAGUCCCGACCUUCUCCUCUGCGUAGUAGGUCUGGCUCAUCCCCUGAAAUUAAAGAAAAGUCAAGAGUAGCACCCAGGGCACAGAGUGGUUCUGAUUCCUCUCCUGAACCCAAGGCUCCUGCCCCUCGGGUCCCUCCUAGAAGGAGCAGCUCAGGUUCAUCAAGCAAAGGUAGAGGUGCUUCUCCCGAAGAAAGCAGCAGUUCUGAGUCCUCUCCAGAACACCCACCAAAGUCCAGAUCUACUAGAAGAAGCUCUAGGUCGUCACCAGAGCCCAAGACCAAGUCUCGCACUCCACCUCGGCGUCGUAGCUCUCGAUCAUCUCCUGAGCUGGCUAGGAAGGCCAGGCUUUCGCGGAGAAGUCGCUCAGCAUCCUCCUCUCCAGAGACCCCCUCGAGAACUCCCCCAAGACGCCGGAGAAGUCCCUCAGUGUCUUCCCCAGAGCCAACUGAAAAGUUGAGAUCCUCGCGCCGGCGGCGUUCGGCUUCAUCCCCACGUACUAAGACAACAUCAAGGAGGGGCCGUUCUCCUUCACCAAAGCCGCGUGGGCUCCAGAGGUCCCGUUCCCGCUCAAGGAGGGAGAAAACCAGAACAGCCCGACGUCGAGAUAGGUCUGGGUCUUCACAGUCAACCUCUCGGAGAAGGCAGCGGAGCAGGUCAAGGUCUAGGGUUACUCGGCGGCGGAGGGGAGGCUCAGGUUACCACUCAAGGUCUCCUGCCCGGCAGGAGAGUUCCCGUACUUCCUCUCGACGCCGAAGAGGCCGCUCUCGGACACCCUUGGCCAGUCGAAAGCGUUCUCGUUCACGCACAUCACCAGCCCCGUGGAAACGCUCCAGAUCUCGGGCCUCUCCAGCCGCUCACCGGCGAUCCAGAUCCAGAACACCUCUGGUCAGCCGACGUCGAUCCAGGUCUCGAACUUCACCGGUCAGUCGGAGACGAUCAAGGUCCAGGACAUCAGUGACUCGACGAAGAUCUCGAUCCAGAGCAUCCCCAGUGAGCCGAAGGAGAUCCAGGUCCAGAACACCACCAGUAACCCGCCGUCGGUCAAGGUCCAGAACACCGACUCGCCGGCGCUCUCGUUCUAGAACUCCACCAGUGACUCGCAGAAGGUCCAGAUCCAGGACCCCACCAGUAACCAGGCGGCGGUCUCGAAGCAGAACCUCUCCUGUUACUCGCAGAAGAUCAAGAUCCAGAACAUCCCCCGUCACCCGUAGGAGAUCUCGCUCUCGCACGUCUCCAGUGACCCGAAGGAGGUCCCGCUCACGAACCUCUCCAGUGACACGCCGCCGAUCCAGGUCCCGAACUCCUCUGGCUAUUCGACGCCGCUCUAGGUCUCGAACCCCACUGUUGCCUCGCAAACGUUCUCGAAGUCGCUCACCACUUGCCAUCCGCCGCCGUUCUAGAUCGCGUACUCCAAGAACCACUCGGGGCAAACGGUCCUUAACAAGAUCUCCCCCAGCCAUCCGCAGGCGCUCUGCGUCUGGAAGUAGUUCUGAUCGUUCACGUUCUGCUACUCCUCCAGCCACACGGAAUCACUCUGGGUCCCGGACACCUCCGGUAGCACUUAGUAGCUCCAGAAUGAGCUGCUUCAGUCGUCCCAGCAUGUCACCAACUCCCCUGGACCGCUGUAGAUCACCUGGAAUGCUCGAACCUCUUGGCAGCUCUAGAACACCCAUGUCUGUUCUUCAGCAAGCUGGGGGCUCCAUGAUGGAUGGCCCAGGUCCCCGAAUUCCUGAUCACCCGAGAACAUCUGUGCCAGAAAAUCAUGCUCAGUCAAGAAUCGCACUUGCCCUGACAGCUAUCAGUCUUGGCACUGCUCGGCCACCUCCAUCCAUGUCUGCUGCUGGCCUUGCUGCAAGAAUGUCACAGGUUCCUGCUCCAGUGCCUCUCAUGAGUCUCAGAACGGCCCCAGCUGCCAGCCUUGCCAGCAGGAUUCCUGCAGCUUCUGCAGCAGCUAUGAACCUGGCCAGUGCCAGGACACCUGCCAUACCAACAGCAGUGAACCUGGCUGACUCCAGAACGCCAGCUGCAGCGGCCGCCAUGAACUUGGCUAGCCCCAGAACAGCAGUGGCACCUUCUGCUGUGAACCUUGCUGACCCUCGUACCCCCACGGCCCCAGCUGUGAACCUGGCAGGAGCCAGAACCCCAGCUGCUUUGGCAGCUUUGAGUCUCUCGGGCUCUGGUACACCUCCGAGCGCUGCAAACUACCCCUCUAGCUCCAGAACAGCUCAGGCUCCAGCCCCUGCAAACCUGGUGGGUCCUAGAUCUGCACAUGCCACAGCUCCUGUGAAUAUUGCCAGCUCAAGAACCCCUCCAGCCUUGGCCCCUGCAAGCCUUACCAGUGCUAGAAUGGCUCCAGCCUUGUCUGGUGCAAACCUCACCAGCCCGAGGGUGCCCCUCUCUGCCUAUGAGCGUGUUAGUGGCAGAACCUCACCAAUGCUCCUUGACCGAGCCAGAUCCAGAACCCCACCAUCUGCCCCAAGCCAGUCUAGAAUGACCUCUGAGCGGGCUCCCUCUCCUGCCACUAGGAUGGUCCAGGUUCCUUCCCAGUCUCUUCUCUCUGCAGGUCAGGAUCGCCCUAGGUCCCCCGUGCCCUCUGGUUUUUCUGACCAAUCCCGAUCUUUGCUUGUCCAGACCACCCUGGUAGCAGGGUCUCAGUCUCUUUCCUCUGGGAUGGUGGCCAAGACCACGUCCUCUGCUGGUGACCAUAACGGCAUGCUCUCUGGCCCUGCCCCUGGGGCGUCCCACCCUGAAGGUGGGGAACCACCUGCCUCUGUGGGGGCCCAGCAGCCUUCUGCAUUGGCUGCCCUGCAGCCGUCAAAGGAGCGGCGGAGCUCUUCCUCCUCCUCGUCCUCUAGCUCCUCCUCUUCGUCGUCGUCGUCAUCCUCUUCAUCAUCCUCGUCCUCUGGCUCCAGUUCUAGCGACUCGGAGGGCUCCAGCCUUCCCGUUCAGCCUGAGGCAGCACUGAAAAGGGUGCCCAGUCCUGCCCCAGCCCCAAAGGAGCCCGUUCGAGAGGGUCGUCCUCAGGAGCCGACCCCAGCCAAGCGGAAGAGGCGUUCUAGCAGCUCCAGUUCCAGCUCCUCCUCCUCCUCCUCCUCUUCCUCCUCCUCUUCCUCCUCUUCCUCCUCUUCCUCCUCCUCCUCCUCCUCCUCCUCCUCCUCCUCCUCCUCUACUUCCUCCUCCCCCUCCCCUGCUAAGCCUGGCCCCCAGGCCUUGCCCAAACCUGCAAGCCCCAAGAAGCCGCCCCCUGGCGAACGGAGGUCCCGCAGUCCCCGGAAGCCAAUAGACUCCCUCCGGGACUCCCGUUCCCUCAGCUACUCGCCUGCAGAACGCCGCCACCCCUCACCCCAGCCCUCUCCCCGAGACCAGCAGAGCAGCAGCGAGCGGGGUUCCCGGAGAGGCCAACGUGGGGACAGUCGCUCCCCAGGCCACAAGCGCAGGAGGGAGACUCCUAGCCCCCACCCAGCGCGGCACCGCUCCUCCAGGUCUCCGUGAACAUUUUUUGGGGGAACACCAUACCCCAAGUUCUGGAGCCACCAGGGAGUGCCCCUUUCUCCCCAGCAGAGCCGUGGGAGGAAUCCUUGUCUGCCUCCCUUUGAACCCUGGCAGCAUUUUAGGGGAGGGCUCCCUUCUUUCUUUUUGUUUUCCUUUGUUCUUGUGAAAUGUUAAUCUGUGAGUUUUUUCUGGUUCACAUGUUUUGGGGGGUUUGGGGCGGGGGGAAUGAGAAUGGGAGUUAUGGGAGGGGAGGAUAGUUUGGGAUGCCCCAAGUCUUGAGUCAGAAAAGGCCUGGGAGGUACCAUCCCCCAUUUACUGAGGCUUGAGUUCCUGGGGGCAGUGAUGGUUUGGGACUUGGGAACCUGUGUGAAGUGUUAAUGGAAGGAAGGGCAGGAGUUACUAGUUAGCCCCUACUGUCCCCGCAGUGAGGUUGUGGCCCCUUCCCCCCAACUUUUCUUCACAUUUCUUAAAGGCAUUUUGGUUUUUUUAAAAAAUCUGUACAGCAAGAGCAACUUUUUCUGUCAAAUAAAAAUGAGAAAUGCAGGAA
Molecule: messenger RNA, 9012 nt
Organism: Manis javanica (Malayan pangolin)
Lineage: Eukaryota; Metazoa; Chordata; Mammalia; Pholidota; Manidae
Source: RefSeq, a predicted model, not a curated record